Molecule: messenger RNA, 960 nt
Organism: Trypanosoma cruzi
Lineage: Eukaryota; Euglenozoa; Kinetoplastea; Trypanosomatida; Trypanosomatidae
Exons: 1
Coding region: 1-960 (319 amino acids)
Source: RefSeq, a predicted model, not a curated record
AUGGCCUCACUCACACUUGUCUCCGUGGCGGAUGCUCUUGUGCCGCAAGUGGUGGCCGACUGGCUGGUGGCUGUUUGUCGCCACACCGGACAGGCGUGGGGACCGAAUGCCGCGGAGAAACUCUUUUGGUUUCGGCCACCGAAGGUGCAUGUGUUUGAGUUUGUCGUACUGCACGUGUUUGUCUGGUGUUGCUUCCGUGCCUCCUGGGGCUACCGUUCACGGGCGUGGAGGUACACCUGCAGGAUUUCCCGCGGCAAGUCUACCAAGAGCCUAUUAAAUAAACUGUUGGGAGUUUUUUUUCUCUUGUGUUGGGCGUGUCAAGUGCUGUUGAAGAUCUCUCGUCCACAUCCUUUUGUUCAAAUUGGGUGGAUGCUGAUGCCCUGUCACCUGUUCACACUGCUCUGGGCUGCCGUGCUGCUGCGUACUGGGCCGAGCCAAUACCCCGAGAAUGUCUACUUAGCAACCCUCGCCGCGGAUUACCAUUGGGGACCCACAGCGGCAUUGGCGUCACCUGAUUGGGGAGAUCAUCAGUACAAAUUCGAGAGCUAUUUUUUUAUGGUGCAUCACGGGCUUCUGUUCAUCAUGCCAUUUUAUUUUGCCGUGCGUUAUGAUUUAUUGCCCAUGACUCGUUCACACUUGCUGCACGCAACGGCGCUAGCGACUCUGGUCAACAUUGGAUUCUACACACCGUACUCAUACAUUAGUGGUCUAAAUGUCAAUUACAUGCUGUACCCGCCACCAAAGUUGAUGCACGUAUUUCCUUUCAAGUAUGUGGCGUAUCGCUUUUAUAUUAUCGCAUUUCUUAUUGUAUUAACUUCUGCCUUUCAUGCUUUCAUCAGCAACUUUGGAAAGGGAGCUCGGUGGCUGCUGUCACAAGGCAAAAACACACACACUGCGUUUAAUAAAAAACUGAGAAUGGGUUAUCUAACUUCUUGUAGAAGAGGAAUUGAGACGCAUUAA